This is a messenger RNA of Neogale vison (American mink), 225 nucleotides long. Its product is annotated as transmembrane gamma-carboxyglutamic acid protein 1-like. Gene Ontology annotation, molecular function: calcium ion binding. The transcript has a single exon. The annotation marks the transcript as partial. Gene Ontology annotation, cellular component: extracellular region. The record is from RefSeq and is a predicted model, not a curated record. NCBI's taxonomy places the organism in Eukaryota, Metazoa, Chordata, Mammalia, Carnivora, Mustelidae.
UUAGUUUUCCUCACAGGAGAAAAAGCCAAUUCAGUAUUGAAACGCUACCCAAGAGCGAAUGGACUUUUUGAAGAAAUAAGACAGGGCAACAUUGAUCGUGAAUGCAAGGAAGAAAUCUGCACAUUUGAAGAAGCAAGAGAAGCUUUUGAAAAUACAGAGAAAACCGUAAGUAUCUUGGCAGUUUUUAAGAAACAGUUCACAGCUUUGCCUACCUUUUGGAUGUAG